AUGGCAGGCGAACUGUCGGCUGCGCCGGUUCUUUCCACGCCGGCGGAACACAUCUUUGAAUUUGCCGUUGCCACACCCGAAACCGAUGCGCAGAGGCCGCCGAAGACAGAGGAUGAGCUGCGCGACGUCUACGAGAUCGCGCGAACGGCGCGCGAAAUCCGGCAGGGGGGUUGGAAGAGGAUAGGCCUCCAGUUUCCCGACUCGAUGCUCAGAGACGCGCCGCGAGUUGUCCAAGCGCUGUAUGCUGAGCUCGAGUCCCUUUCCAGAUCAACAAACUUGCCCGUCUCGCCAGAGAAAAUACACAUCCUCGCCGAUACUUCGUACAGCGCGUGCUGUGUCGACGAGAUCGCAGCCGAACAUGUGGACGCAGACGUCGUGGUACACUACGGCAGGUCGUGCCUCUCUCCAACCUCCCGCCUCCCCGUGAUCUACGUCUUCACACGCCACAAACUCGACCGCGACGACGCGCUGGCCGCGUUCGAGAAGGAAUAUCCAGACAAGACCGCAAAGCUCGUCCUCAUGGCAGACGUGACCUACCAAGACCACGUACCCGCGCUCGCGGCCGAACUGCACAACCGGGGUUACACCAAUCUCCUUUCCACAACUAUCAUCCACGACCCGACAGGCGACAUCCCCAACCGCAAGCUCGUCACCGCACUCGGCGCCGACCUCCCCCCAGACGCCCCAGCCAUCGAUUUAAAAUCCCACUCCGUCUUUCACCUCUCCACGCCGCCGACCGCCCUCCUCCUGGCGCUCUCCUCGCGCGUCAAAUCCCUCCACGUCCACCCAACCACAACAACAACAACACAACCAGCCUCCUCCUCUUCGAUCUCCACAGCCCGCCUCCUCGGCCGCCGCUACGCGCGCGUGCUGAGCCUCGCCUCAGCCGGCGUCAUCGGCAUCCUGGUCAACACGCUCUCCGUGUCCAACUACCUGGCCUCGGUCGAGACGCUGCGGCGGCAGAUCGCGGCGGCCGGCAAGAAGAGCUACACGGUGGUGGUCGGCAAGCUGAACCCGGCCAAGCUGGCCAACUUCGCCGAGGUCGAGGGCUGGGUCGUCGUCGGCUGCUGGGAGGGCAGCCUGGUGGAGGACGACGCCGAGUACUACCGGCCCAUCGUCACGCCGUUCGAGCUGGGCGUCGCCUUGAUGGGGGAUGAGAGGAGGGUGUGGACCGGGGAGUGGUGGGGCGGUAUUGAACGGGUGGGCGGAUCUGAGGUGGGGGAGACAGACAAGGCGGAUGAGAACGGGGUUAAGGAGGCGGAUCGGAAUGGUGAGGAGGAGGACGAUGACUAUGAUGAGGAAGAGUCCGCGCCGCCGGAGUUUGAUCUCCGCACGGGCAGGCUCGUCAGCCAUAGUCGGCCGAUGCGGACCAGGACGGCGAGAGGGGGAGGGAGUUCAAAGCCAGAAGAGAGCGCGGAUGGACAAAACGCAUCGUCGAGCAGCGCCCUGGCACUUCGGCCCAAGGCGGAACUGGCUACGGUCAACGGGGUGGUCAGUCCUGGCGCCGAAUACCUCCGGUCACAGCGCACCUGGCAGGGCCUGGGGAGCGACUACGUGGCGGAAGAAAGCACGGCUAUCGAGGAAGGGAGAAGUGGCAUCGCGAGAGGCUACACGGUCGGAGAGGACCAUGAGCGAAGGUAGUUGGAAGCACUGUCGCCCUGAAAUACGAGACGACCAUCGCAACC
This is a messenger RNA of Thermothielavioides terrestris NRRL 8126, 1685 nucleotides long. RefSeq lists its product as uncharacterized. Bases 1 to 1641 code for a protein of 546 amino acids. Gene Ontology annotation, molecular function: 2-(3-amino-3-carboxypropyl)histidine synthase activity. Gene Ontology annotation, biological process: protein histidyl modification to diphthamide. The transcript has a single exon. The record is from RefSeq and is a predicted model, not a curated record. NCBI's taxonomy places the organism in Eukaryota, Fungi, Ascomycota, Sordariomycetes, Sordariales, Chaetomiaceae.